This is a messenger RNA of Malassezia restricta, 1998 nucleotides long. Its product is annotated as MFS multidrug transporter. The record is from RefSeq and is a predicted model, not a curated record. Bases 1 to 1998 code for a protein of 665 amino acids. Gene Ontology annotation, molecular function: transmembrane transporter activity. Gene Ontology annotation, cellular component: membrane. Lineage: Eukaryota; Fungi; Basidiomycota; Malasseziomycetes; Malasseziales; Malasseziaceae. Gene Ontology annotation, biological process: transmembrane transport. The transcript has a single exon.
AUGCAUGAAUGGGAAAAUCCGCGGCAUUUCACAUUAGGGCAUGAGGUAGAUGGUGAUUAUGUGACAGAAGUUCCGGAGUACGCGGUCGAUGAUAGCUCUAGUGAGAAUGAGCCUCCGCAUGAGAAUGGUGCGCGCAAAAAGACCCAGCGUGAACGGAGUCGAAGCACGGCUGACCCAAAAAUGUUUGUAUACUACUUUCGGCGGCCGUCGCAUCCAGCUCCUCCGCUAGCGGAGGCCAUGAAUGCGCACACAGCGGUUCAAGGCACGUCACCAUUCUCUCUCGUGGCGAAUGCCACAUCUAUGCAUCGGCACCAUGAUCACGACGGUAAUUUCAUCAAACGUGCCUAUACGGGCAUCCAUGACAUGCUUGAAGAUUACGAGGUGCGUGAUGCCAAAGAGGGUGCGCAAUUCGAAUACCGACUCGCCCGGACACGCAAUGGCUUGCCUGAGAAUGUCCAAGAAGCUGAGGAUAUCCGAGAUAGCCAUUUCGGCGACAUUGAGACGCCAGCGACACCCUGCAGCAAGCGCCGCGGAAGCACCACAUGCCCGGAUCCAGAUCCACCAGAGAAAGAAGGUGCCCCAGACCCUUUUCUCGUUACGUUCGAGUCGACCAACUCGGUACAUGAUAAUCCACGUACAUGGUCGUAUCCGCAGCGUGUGGCUACGCUCGCGAUGUAUGCGUUCUUUUCUUUGUUGGGACCAUACGCAUCAUCGAUGGUGUCGCCUGCGGCUAAAGUCAUUGGCGAGAAGAUGGAUGUCCACAGCAAACUGGUACAGAACAUGUUUGUCGGUCUGUUCAUGCUGGCGUUUGUGGCUGGUCCGUUGUGCUCCGCCCCUAUUAGUGAGGCGUAUGGACGACGCAUUGUCGUAUUCACUGGCACAGUGUUCUUCAUUGUCUUCAAUAUUGGCUGUGCCGUCACGAAUAAGCUCCGUGAAAUGCUUGUAUUACGAUUCAUCACCGGGUUUUUUGGCAGUGCCAUACUUCCCAUGGGGGGCGGUGCGGUCUCGGACUUGUUCGAACUCCACGAGCGUGGAACGGCAAUGGCUCUGUAUACAGCUGCGCCUGUGUUGGGUCCGACGAUCGGCCCCCUGAUUAGUGGCUGGAUCAUCCAGGGGUGGGGCGAGGACCGAUGGCGCUGGGUGUUUUGGAUCGGCACGAUUCUGGCUGGCCUUGUGUUCAUGUGCGGCAUAGUUUUUGCUCGUGAAACUUAUGCUCCUUUUAUUCUGUAUCUCAAGGCACGCAAGCUGCGCAAGGAAACAGGCGACAAGCGAUACCGUACUGUGUUUGAGAAAAAGUCAGAGACGGUGUGGCAAAAAGUCAAACGUAUCUUGCUUCGUCCCGUCAUCUUUCUCUUCACGGAGCCGCUGGUAUUCUUACCGUCGCUGUACAUGUCCAUCAUCUAUGCGUGUUUUUAUCUAUGCAUUGCCUCCUUGCCGCGCGUGUACAACGAGAAAUACCAAGAACGUGUUGGCAUUGCUGCACUGCACAACCUGGCCCUGGCCAUUGGUCUCAUAUGCAUUGGUCAACUGGGCGGACGGUUUAUUGAUUACUCGUACAAGAGACUCAGUGCCAAGCAUGGCUGCCGACGACCUGAAUUCAAACUGCCCCUUAUGAUGAUUACUGUGUUUGUGCUGCCGGCAGGGAUGCUGCUAUUCGGCUGGACAGCUCAAUACGAGACACACUGGAUCGCGCCUGACAUUGGUCUUGUGGUGAUCGGGGGUGGUGUCAUCGGAAGCAUGCUUCUCACACAAAUGUACCUGGCUGACCUCAUGACCAUUUAUGCCUCGUCAGCCAUCAGCGCCGUGGCAUCCAUGCGCUCUCUCUUUGCCUUCCUCUUUCUCUUGUUUUCCAAUGCCAUGCUCGAUCGCCUCGAUGUCGGCUGGACGCUCUCAGUGUUAGCGCUGAUCGUCGCAGUCGUCGGUAUACCCGCACCCUUUUUGCUGUACAGAUACGGCCCCGCUCUUCGCGCACGCAGCAACUAUUGCGUCAAGGGAUAG